UGGAGCAGCAAUGCCUGAUGAAGAUAUUUCUAGAUAGAAAAGUUAGUGCUGAAUCAAACUGCUGAAAGCUUAUUGCAGUGGGCAGCUCUUUGUCUUGUUACCUAAACCUUGACAGUGAAUAGCAGAUGUGUUAAGUCAACUGAGGUUCAGCCAGUCCUGGGGCAGCAGGCUGACAUCUGCUGCAGGUCAUAAACAUGAAAGCUUCCCACAUAACCUCCAAGUGGACAGGCAGUAGUCUAAGCCUGCGUUAUAAGUCUGUAAGGAGUCAUGUUUCAAAAAUGGAAACGUUUGCACGUUGGUCAUCCUCUAGAAUCGGAGUCAAUUCCAGUCAUUACGGUGAAUAUACUAAUGUUUCAGUGAGGACCGCGGGGGCGAUAAGAGAGACCAGUUGAGGUCCCCGGGCCACAGUUUGAAACAGCAAAGUCAUCGAAUAAACAGGAGAGAGAGAGAGAGAGAGAGAGAGAGAGAGAGAGAGAGAGAUUGUAGAAGUCGUCCUCUUGUAUCUCAACACUUUCAAAUCUGCUGCAUCUUUUCCACCUCGACUCUCAUUAAAAACCAGCAGAACGUUAUCGAUCACCCUGUGAGAACCUCGCCGGGCUGGGUCAGCGUUUGGCUCUCUGUGGAACCUGGUCUUUGAUGCAGGCUGAUCACAGAUCAGAUACACUCACUUCAGAUCCAUAAAGCCACCCCCCCUCUGUCCGCCUUUGAUCUCGGGGUAGAUCUGCCGCUGCCGCCGCGGCGGCUGUGACUGAGCUGGGCUGGGGCAGCAGCGCGGACACGCUGAGCAGACCGGUGCGGGAAACACACCACCACCUCUCACCGGUCUGCUUCCGAUUUUUAGGAACCGCUACUUUGAUCAACAGGCUCCUUUUUAGCAGCUGCAGGCAACAAGUGGCUUAUCAAAAUGGUCUGGAUGCUUCAUUACACAGUCUCACUUGUACUAACUGUUCAUGUCAUAUAUUCCAUUCUGAUUCCUGUGGAGGCUGAGGAGGAGAGCAGAGAAUGCAGAGAGCAGGAAUACAAGGACCGGUUUGGGAACUGUAAACCCUGCAAGCAGUGUGAUGCAGGACAAGAGCUUUCAAAGGAAUGUGGCUUUGGAUAUGGAGAGGAUGCCUGGUGCGUGCCCUGCCGGAGCAGUCGCUUUAAAGAGGACCGGAGCCUGCAGAAGUGUAAGCCCUGCCUGGACUGUGGACUCAUCAACCGCUUCCAGAAGGGCAACUGCUCCUCCACCAGCAAUGCAGUGUGUGGCGACUGUCUGCCGGGAUAUUACAGGAAGACUAAAUUAAGUGGUUUCCAAGACAUGGAGUGUAUACCCUGUGGGGACCCACCGCCUCCCUAUGAGCCUCACUGCAGCGGGCGUGUGGACCUGGUGCCGCUACCCUCAGUAGUGACCAGCUCGCGGGACAUGGCCCUGGCUGCGGUCAUCUGCAGCGCCCUGGCUACGGUGCUGCUGGCGCUGCUGGUACUGUGUGUCAUCUACUGCAAGAGACAGCUGCUGGAGAAGAAGCCCAGUGCAACCUCUCUGAGGUCCCAGGAAUAUCCCUACAGCGGGGCGGAGCUGUCCUGCCUGGACCCCUGCUGGCUCCACGACUUCCCCCAGAGACCUACCUGCCAAUGUCACCUGGGUCCCGCACAUAGCUGCGGUCCAGUCCAUCUGAUCCCAUCUCUGUGCUGUGAUGAGAGCUGCAGUGUGGGCCGCAGUGAGGACAACAGUCCCUUCCAGUCCCAGACAAGCCUCAGUGAUGGAAAUACAAAGGAGCACAUCUUGAUGCACCUGGGUGGACAUGCAGAGUCCAUCUGUGGAGAGGCUGGUGGAAUGAUGGGCUUAGAGCCCACAGAGUGUUUGGGGCUGUCUCAGUGCAACUCGGAACCUGAAGGAGGACGGCAGCUGGAAGGGGAACAGGAGCAUGAAGGUGGCAUGGAAGUAGAAGAAGGCAGGUUCAGGGAGGAUUCACAGAGCGACAGUGAAACUGUGACAGCACUUCUUCCCAAAGAGCACUCAUUGACCCAGGAAGGAUGACAUGGAUUUCUUUGGCUGGCGUUCCAUCCGUGAACCACCCUGGACUCAACAACAACCACGGGCCAGAUCCUGUCUCAGAUUACUCACCGGCCCUCCCACCCCCACCUCCCACUGACAUUUCUCCCUCCGUACACCCAUCCAUGCCAGAAACAACCACUCUCCAGCGUGGUUGCACUGCCUCUUUGAAAUGCCUGCUGCUCACCUCAGAGCCCCCCCAUCCAAGGGUCCAAAAGGAACAUAUGCACUCACGACCACUUUAUUAGGUACAUCUGUCCAAUUGUAAUUGAAUGCAACACUUCUGCCUUAACCUCUUUGUUUAAGAAGCUCAAAUAGUUUUUUUGUUAAAUUGUCAGAUGUAUGCAUUUAAUUAUAU
Monopterus albus (swamp eel) is the source of this 2393-nucleotide messenger RNA. Its product is annotated as tumor necrosis factor receptor superfamily member 19-like. Lineage: Eukaryota; Metazoa; Chordata; Actinopteri; Synbranchiformes; Synbranchidae. Gene Ontology annotation, cellular component: plasma membrane. Gene Ontology annotation, biological process: positive regulation of canonical NF-kappaB signal transduction; positive regulation of JNK cascade. The coding region runs from base 905 to 2020 and encodes 371 amino acids. Gene Ontology annotation, molecular function: protein binding; signaling receptor activity. The transcript is spliced from 10 exons. The record is from RefSeq and is a predicted model, not a curated record.